This is a messenger RNA of Funneliformis mosseae, 957 nucleotides long. The record is from the annotation of a GenBank genome assembly. NCBI's taxonomy places the organism in Eukaryota, Fungi, Glomeromycota, Glomeromycetes, Glomerales, Glomeraceae.
AUGUGGUUCAAAGUGAGUCAAUUUCUUUCAAUUGCAAGAACCAAAGAAGCGGAAGAAAAGAUCGAAGAGGAACAAGAUACACUGGAUUUACAAGAUGCCGAACUUUUCCCUACGACGUUACUACAAGGACCUUUGAAAGAGCGAACCUCAGAAAUUCCACCAGGUGUAUCAUCAGAAUUUUAUAAACUUUACAAAGAAGCAAUUCAAAAAACUCAAAAAACAACUCCUUUACAUGAACUUCCAAGGCAUGGACGAUUAAAUAAUUUAAUUUACCAUAUUCAAACGCGUGAGGAUUCUUUAUUGCUACCGAAAGCGAUUGCUCAAUGGCGUAAAAAGUUAUUACCUUCAACACCGAUAACAACUCGUUUCAUCAUUAAAAAGUGUUGUGAAGUUAAUUCCGAAGACGUUGUCUUUCAAAUGUUAACGGAUAGAGCACAAUAUGCUUUAUUACCUAGUCAAGAAGGAUUUAGACGGAUCAUGUUAGCUUUUGCUAAUAAAAUCGUUGAUCCGUCGUCGGAUGAGAUGAGCCUCUCUUCAAAUAAACAGGAGAUAUUAGAUAAUCUUUAUAAAACUUUUGGAUUGAUGGCUUACUAUGAUAUCUCUCAAUAUGAUGUUCAUCUUUAUACCAUCUUAAUAUCAGCUUCCUUAAAGUUGGAAAGUUGGGAGAGAGUUGAUAUAACCGCUUCGGAAUUAUUAGAAAAUUUAGAUAGAAUGAAUAAUGAAGCUUUGGAAUUACCUCCGAUUCCUUCUGAUUGGGAAAAAAGUGAAUUAAUAAAGCAUGACGAUAAAUUUACUGAAUAUAGCGUUGAAUCACGAAGGAGUAGAUUAAAAUCUUGUAUCGAUAUGGCGGAUAUAUUAUAUAAACGUUAUACCGAAUCAAAAUUAGAUGAAAAUAAGGCUGAAAGUUUCAGAAGAUUAAUUGAUAUUUGGAAUGAAAAGUUGGAUGUGAAUAGUUAA